Molecule: messenger RNA, 5258 nt
Organism: Podarcis muralis (Common wall lizard)
Lineage: Eukaryota; Metazoa; Chordata; Lepidosauria; Squamata; Lacertidae
Gene: GXYLT2
Product: glucoside xylosyltransferase 2
Biological process (GO): protein O-linked glycosylation via N-acetylgalactosamine
Molecular function (GO): UDP-xylosyltransferase activity
Source: RefSeq, a predicted model, not a curated record
CUCCCACCCACCCCCUUCCCUCUCUCGGCCGCCGCACUCGCAGCCGGGCUUAGUGUGGCGCUGCCCGCUGCCAACUCUCUCUCUCACUCGCUUUCGCGCGCGCGCUUCCAGGAAUGCCCCGGGCGGCGAGGAAGGCGCUUUAGAAGAUGUCCAGGCUGGAGGCAGCUUGCCGUCGGGCGGGCGGGCGGCAUGGCGACGAGCGGCGAGGCGGCGUCUCCCCUUUUGCGCGGCUGAGGCUCUGAGGCUGCCGCCGCCGCCGCCGCCCGGCGCACAAUGAAACUCUACUGCAAAGUGGUGGCCCUGGCGCUCUGCCUGGCGCUCCUGCUGCUGCUCUACCUCUUCGUGGGCAGCGACGCCGACGAGCCGCCUUUGAAAGCGGCCGCGGGGGGAAGCCGCCCGGCGCGCGCCUCCUCCUCCUCCAGGCCCGGCGGGGACUUCGCCGCCGCGGGGCGCUUCCGACCCGUCCAGGCUGCAGAGGAGCGAGAGGAGGAAGAAGAGGCGGCGGCGGCAGCAGCGGCGGCUCAGGCUCAGGUUUCCAAGAGGGAGCCACGUCUCCACAGAAAAACGGGCAGGCGCGGCGCUGCCCGAGGGAAGUUUGCGAACGUGAGGAGACCAAAGGACCAGAAGCAUUCUGCAGCCCCGCUCUCAUCUCCGCAGUGGAUGCAUCUUGCGGUUGUAGCAUGUGGCGACCGGCUGGAAGAAACUCUCGUCAUGCUGAAAUCAGCAGUUCUCUUUAGCUACAGGAAACUCAAAUUUCACAUCUUUGCUGAGGAUUCCCUGAAACCUGAAUUUGAGAGGAAACUACAGGAAUGGCCCCCUUCGUACACAAAGAAGUUUGAAUAUAAUGUCUACCCAAUCGCCUUUUCAGUGGGAAAUGCUCAGGAAUGGAAAAAAUUAUUCAAGCCAUGCGCAGCCCAGCGGCUCUUUCUCCCGACGAUUUUAAAAGACGUAGAUUCCCUUCUGUAUGUGGACACAGAUGUCCUAUUUUUGCGACCCAUUGAUGACAUCUGGGGCUUCCUGAGAGCAUUCAAUUCCACGCAGCUGGCCGCCAUGGCUCCGGAACACGAAAUACCAAAGAUUGGCUGGUACAGUCGGUUUGCUCGCCACCCAUAUUACGGAGUGACUGGGGUAAAUUCUGGAGUCAUGCUGAUGAAUUUAACCCGUAUUAGGAAUGCCCAGUUCAAGAACAGCAUGAUACCGACAGGCUUGGCAUGGGAGGAGAUGUUGUACCCUUUAUACCAGAAGUACAAAAACUACAUAACAUGGGGAGACCAGGACUUGCUCAACAUCAUUUUUUACUUUAAUCCAGAGUGUCUCUAUCUGUUUCCUUGCCAAUGGAACUAUCGACCGGAUCAUUGCAUGUAUGGCAGUAACUGUAAAGGAGCAGAGGAAGAAGGCGUUUCUAUUCUACAUGGGAACAGAGGUGUCUACCAUGAUGACAAACAGCCUACUUUCAAAGCACUCUAUGAAGUGAUACGUGAUUUUCCCUUUGAAGACAAUCUCUUCCAAUCAAUGUACUACCCUCUCCAGUCAAAAUUCCUUGAUACUGUACACACUUUAUGUGGGCGAAUUCCUCAGGUUUUUCUGAAACAAAUCGAAAGAACCAUGAAGAAAGUCUACGAAAGCCGGGUGAUCGUCAACGUUGGAGCCAACUUCAGAUUAUAAGCGCAGCAAUGUAUUUUGAUACGGUUUUCAUAUUCUUAUCCAGACCUCCUAAGGGACAUUAGGCUAUUUUAGGCUGCAAUCCUAUACACACUUCCCUGGGAGCAAGUCCAACCUAACUCAGUGGGGCUUACUUCAGAGUAGGCAUGUAUAGGCCUGUGCUGUCAGACAGUUUGCAGCUUGAGCAAAAGUGCCAGUUGGGGUGUUAGCUUAUUGGUUUGGUUUUAAUGGUGUACACAUACAGUUCACGAGGUUGAUGAUAAUGAGAGUGGACAUGGGUGAAAGUCUAGGAAUUUCGCUGGAAGAUGUCGGGAUUUUUCUGCAAUUGAUUGCUAAAGCAUGGAGUCUGGACGUGUCCCAUUUCAGAACAUACACUAAAUUUUAAUGUUUAUGAGGUAAAAAAAUAUAAAUUUCAGCUGCCCAGGAAAAUGAAUGCCUUGAGGUAGGUAGAGACAGAUAUUGGGUGAACCCUGAAUUUCUGUGAGGAGGUCGCUUUCUUCUUCAAAGUCAUUACUUUUACUUGAAAGAAAUUCUGUUGACUAUGUUUACAGGUAUCACUUCAGUUUUACAGUGGCAGAAGAAGAAGGAAAUGCAUUAACUUUUCCUCAUGUAAUGAACUCGUUGCUCUUAUCUCUUUACUUUGGCCUUGCGGAUGUUGCUGAACCACAACUCCCAUCAUCCCUGACCAUUGGCCAUGCUGGCUGGGGCUGAAGGGAGUUUUGGUCCAGGAAGAUCUGGAGAGCCAAAGGUUCCCCAUGCUUGUCCUAGAUCUUAUCAGUAUUUUGGACCUUGAUACUUCCCUUACGAACAUCUUUCCUCUAUUGUGGUUACCAAAGCUAGUGUAGGAAGUACCCAUGAAAUGCAAAAGUUUGUUAAGUUAACAGACUAGCACCAGAGCCAGCUACAGGGAAACAGUUUUGCAGCAGUAACCAUACCAUAACAGCAGUCUAUCAACUGAGCAUUAAUUAGGAUCAGUGUGUAGGCUGCUUCCUUUGAGCUGAACAUGAAACUGAGGGAAAUUCAUCCUGGCUGUACGUUUACAUUGCACUGUUAUAUUUGAGACUGAGCUAUCUAUCUUCUCUACAGCAACAGGGGAACUUGCUGCUGCAGAAGUGCACUUGGUAGAUUGUAGUUAGAGGUCACAAGCCACUUGGAACAUCUUCUCUGCAAGCCCCAAUGGGUGAAUUGAAGAUGCAUAAAACCCUUGCUCAACUCCUGUGCAUUUGAUAUUCAGUGUGGCUGUAUAAGGGGCAGUUUAUGAACUGUACAAAAAUUAGGGGUAGAGUGGGAGAGAUGUUAGGUUAGAUCUUGAAACAGGCUGAUGGUUUUGCCUUUUGGGUUUUUUUAAGUAAGCUGUAAGUAGAUUUCAUACUUGUCUAGGCCUGAGGACUUUGAUCUGUUUUUCUGCUGCUAAUAGCAAAUGCCUACUAAUUGCUAUGGCACCAAGUUUAGAGAGACCAAGACCACCUGCUUUUGGUUGCUUUUGCCAUGCCCAAGACCCCACUCCCCCACAGACACAUUUGUCCUCAAAAGUAUAUUAUGGAUACCAGUACUGUAUAAAUUUAUAGUGCCUCGUUGGUUUUGGAUACGAGCACUCUGAUUCAGCAGCCGUCUCCCAUGCACAGAAAACUGUUAAUGACUUCUGCUACACAAAAUAAAUAAGGAGCUGCUCCACUGUUCUUUCUUGCACACAGGGGAUCCUGUGUAGGAAGUUCCUGUGCGUGGGUAACAAAUGAGAACAAAUGGUAGAAUAAAAAGGCAGUAGAAUAGAUUCAUCUAUACAAAGUGUUGUCCAUGUGGAAGUUGCUGCAGUGGCACAGUGCAGUACAGCUAGUCAGUCUGCAUUGCCGCACUGCCUGUGAACAUCUCAAGGCUCAUUCAGACCUGGAGAAGGGGAGCAAGCCAUUCUCAGGGUCACAUAUAUGCAGCCAUUUUGUUUAAAGCAUCACCGGCAUUGGUAAGUCUCUGGCUCAACCACCCUCACUAGCUGAUGCAAACUUCAACGGUGCAAAGAGGAGCAUUUCCAUAACUACAGCACCAACAGUGGUAAAUAAAUGAACAGUGUUGAUAUUGCAAUAUACGACACUGUUAUAAUAAGUAGCAGUGUUGUUCCAGCACCAUCUCUUAUCAUUUCAUAGUAUUUAUUACCUCCCGUGGGAGAAAUAAUAACUUACUUUCUCUCUGCCAGUGUUUACACCACUAAUGAGAAUAGCAGGCACUGUUAGUGCUGUUUCCUUGCCACAUGUAGGUAAGAUUGUAUAUAAAGGACCAAAUGGGAAGUCUGAUUAGCUAGUUGUUAAGGUGGCAUGGGACUCUUUGGUCAUGACGCAACACAGAGUUAAGUGUUCCUACAUUCAUUAAUCUCGAUGGGCUUCAGCACGCUUAUGUCUGUGACAGAUUGUGCCUCACCUUCUUGGCAACAGGUGAAUACAGCUGUACUUAGGAAGCAAAAGGCUUGCAGUGCAAUAACAGCCCCAUUCUUGAGUGAAAACGCAGAAUGCUGUCUUUGACAGAAAUAGGAUUGUACUGUUCCACCUGUAGAAUUUGAAGAACUGACAGAAUGUCUGCUGUAAUUCUCCCCUCAGCCACCCCCAUGCAUACUCUGUGCUGCCCCCAAACCUUCUCCUGAAGGUUGAAGAACCCUUCAGAACAGAUUUGGGUAGACGAUGUUCCGUCAUGCAAUGAAAAAUCCUUCCAGUGAUGGAACGUUCACCAUAGCGCUACAUUGAAUUCAACCCCAGGUUACUAAGCAGGUGUCUUUUAGAGAUGUUCGAUGUAGCGUAUGGUUUCAGAACAAAUUCUGAAUAUGUGCAGUUGCUUUGUGAAAGGGGUUCCUGUUACCCUACGUAUCUUUUAAGAUUUCUGUGUGACACCUGAGAGCAUGUCCAUGUUUCAAGCUCUGAAAAGACCUUCAGUGUGUUCUGAAAAUUCUGAAGCCUGCCAUGUUUCAGGUAAAAUGGUCUACAACAUAGAGGGAGAAGUGUAGUACAAGUAACUGCUACAUACACAAACCUAGCAUUUGAUUCAGGCCAGUCUGACAAAUGUGUGUGGUAAUCUGAUCUCAGACUCUGGAGAGGAGGAUAGGUAUGAAACGUCUGCUGAAAUUCGGUAACAAUGCUGGUCAUAGGCCUUCUGCUUUCAGAGUCAAACGUUUAAGUCCUUUUUGUGUAUUCAAAUAUCGAGUUCCAAUUUCAUGAUUAUGGUAAAGUAAAAGGUAAUGAAGGAAGCAAAGGGUUUGAGUUGGUUGUGGAACAGGGAUGGGUGUGACCCUCCAGAAACCAUUGGACUACAACUCCCAUUAUCCCUGACCAUUGAUAAUGCUGGCUGGGGCUGGUGGGAGUUGGAGCCACCAAUAUCUGGUGCAUGAUAGAUUUGCAGAAGCUGCAAGGUUGUUUUGUUUUUUGUUUUGUUUUUUACAAGGAAGCAUAUUUUCUCCAGUGUCUUCCUUUGGUAUAUGAAGGAUUUGGUUUAACAUUAAAAACCAUGCUGCACAAUAUUAAUGAAAUUAUGCAAAAGAAAUUGUUUUCCAUAUGCAUUUUAUUUGGGUUGGGAGGGUGUAGCCGCUAAAGUUCUUAAGGAGUUUUUUAUAUAUAUAU